CCUAUACAAAUCACAAUCUGACACAAUUCCAUUUAGCAUUCUGAUGGAAGAAGCGCCGGAGGCGAGACCGUCGACGGCGGAGACCCUCGAUGGUAGCGAGGUUGGCACGCCGCACGGCUCGGAGAGAGGAUUGACAGAGCAUCAGGAGGAGCGUGAGCGUGGCCGCGAGGAGUACCUGACUGGAGUCCAGCGCCGUAUCGAGUCGUACGAGAACUGCGCGGCAGCCAUCACCGCGGCAACAACGUCACUGCAGCAACUCAGCGGGCAUCUGGACGCCAUGCAGCAAGCCACUCAGCAGUUGAAUGCGUUCACCGGCGGUUGGUUGGCUGUGUGGAAGCGCCCGUCGUCCUAAAGUCCAAAAAGGCUCGCGACAACGACAUGCCAACCAGUAUUUAAGAUGCAGGACGCCAAUGGAGACGAAGACUGCGUGCCAGAUCUCCAUAGUAGUAAUACAAUACGAUUUCAUUUGUGCCA
Messenger RNA from Phytophthora nicotianae INRA-310, 474 nucleotides. RefSeq lists its product as hypothetical. Lineage: Eukaryota; Oomycota; Peronosporomycetes; Peronosporales; Peronosporaceae. The record is from RefSeq and is a predicted model, not a curated record. Bases 44 to 352 code for a protein of 102 amino acids. The transcript has a single exon.